UAACAAUUACUUACUUCGUACUUUUUAUCAAUAGCUCUAACAACCUUAUAUCUAACUAAUUCUAUCAAUACCUUAUUUGACUUGGUUCCUUACAAGGUUAUAAUCUUGUUGAUAUGAAGCUCAUGGUAGAGUCAUAUUCAAAGAUGAUAUUCCAGUUGGUGAGGCGUUUUCAUUUUACCCCUGUCUGCAGAGCAGCAGAGUCCUCACUGCUUGCCAAACUCAGGAAAAAGACUGGCUACACCAUCGCUAACUGUAAAAAAGCCUUAGAAAUGCACAACAAUGAUCCUGAUAAGGCUGAGGUAUGGUUAAACGAGCAAGCUCAAGCCAUGGGUUGGGCAAAAGCCACAAAACUAGCGGGUCGUGCAGCUGCUCAAGGCCUUGUAGCUGUUAAGUACGACAGGACCCAUGGGGCUCUAGUGGAACUCAACUGUGAAACUGACUUUGUGGCUAAAAAUGACAAAUUCCAAAAGAUGAUUGAAGAUGCCACUAUUGCAUGCUUCAAGUUUGCCCACACUCAUAUGCAAGGAAAAGGACCUAUCACAAAGAUGGAACUAGACAGUGAACAACUGGCCAACUUGUCUACCGAAAAUGGGAAGAAGCUUUCUGAAAUGUUAGCUUUGUUCAUUGGGUCUGUUGGGGAGAAUGCUAUCCUGAGGCGAGCUGAAUGCUGGAAGGCCAACAAUGACAGUAUCAGAAUUGCUGGCUACACCCAUCCGGCCCCUGCUGCUCCUACUGAAUACUCUGCUGGAAAAUAUGGCGCGUUACUUGCUUACAAGCAAGGAGAUGAUACAAUUGAUGUUGGCAGGCAGCUAUGUCAACAUAUUGUAGGCAUGAAUCCUAAAAAGAUUGGUAAUAAAGAGAAGGACCAUCCAGCCAAAAAUGUGGAUGAUGAAACCACUCUAAUUUUCCAAGAAUAUUUAUUGGACCCCUCAUAUACAGUUGAGGAAGUGUUAGACCAAAACAAAGUAGAGAUUCUUGAAUACAAAAGAUUCUCUUGUGGAGAAGCUAUUGAAAAUAAUUUGCCUGGCAUUGAAAAGCAGCCCCUAGAUACAGUACAAACCUUACAGUGAAUGAAGUUGCUACAGAAUAGCAUAGUCAAAUAGCAAUGUUAACUGCUUGAAGUAGUUGUAUAUCAUUUAAAUUUCUGUUACAUGAUAUCUGAAAUCCAUAGUUCAUAUUUAUUUUGUAUUGUUAAGUAAUAAAAGCUUAAAUAUUAA
Messenger RNA from Trichoplusia ni (cabbage looper), 1217 nucleotides. RefSeq names its product elongation factor Ts, mitochondrial (gene mEFTs). Gene Ontology annotation, molecular function: translation elongation factor activity; protein binding. The record is from RefSeq and is a predicted model, not a curated record. Bases 114 to 1070 code for a protein of 318 amino acids. Gene Ontology annotation, biological process: mitochondrial translational elongation. Gene Ontology annotation, cellular component: mitochondrial matrix. The transcript is spliced from 5 exons. NCBI's taxonomy places the organism in Eukaryota, Metazoa, Arthropoda, Insecta, Lepidoptera, Noctuidae.